UGAAGACCAACACGCGCGCGCGACACUUAAUCGCACUAAUCUGUGCUGUUUCCAUAAGAGGUGAACCCGCCGAUAGUUCAAAAGCUCUACCCGCGCUCUGUAAUUAAGGCAUUAUGCGAGAAACAAAAACCAUUCAUGAUCUCAAAGAAGAGAUGAAAGAUUUUUUUGAAAAUGACAAUUGGCGAGGUGCUAUUAACUACUUGUGCGAUGGUGAGCAUAAGCCUUUGCUUCUUUGGCCGCGUCCUACGAAUGCAUCAAUUGACUUCAUCGACAACCACUUGAAAAGGCACAAAAUAAGCAAGCUAGUCAGCUUGGGUUGCGGGACCGGUUUGUUUGAAUGGAUCAUCAAAACUGCUAUUAGAGGAUUGACUGUUCUUGGUGUCGAGGUAGACAAAGAUUGGUGGACUUCAGCAUAUGCUCCACCAGUUUUUCACCAAUUAAACUAUCCAGACGACCAUGAAGUGAAAGAAGCGUUGUCAAGUGAAUCAACAGCUCUAUUAUUUUGCUAUUUUAAUUGCGAGCCCGCGUGGAGGCAAUAUUUGACCGAGUUUAAGGGAACAAUUGUGUUUGUGUGUGGCCCAGUUGAGGGAAGUGGGACACACAGCAAUCCGCAGCCAUUUCAGCCCCUCACGCCAGAAUGGACGCUCAUCGAUGGAAUGAAAAUGGAAAAUUCACAUGACGCUGUAGCCCUUUAUGUCAAAGUUUGAUAUGCUAAAUAAAGGUAAACGACGAGAUUUACAAUAGCGC
Messenger RNA from Cloeon dipterum, 747 nucleotides. RefSeq lists its product as uncharacterized. Bases 114 to 707 code for a protein of 197 amino acids. The record is from RefSeq and is a predicted model, not a curated record. Lineage: Eukaryota; Metazoa; Arthropoda; Insecta; Ephemeroptera; Baetidae. The transcript has 3 exons.